Messenger RNA from Prinia subflava (tawny-flanked prinia), 3050 nucleotides. Its product is annotated as POU domain, class 3, transcription factor 4-like. Gene Ontology annotation, cellular component: nucleus. Lineage: Eukaryota; Metazoa; Chordata; Aves; Passeriformes; Cisticolidae. Gene Ontology annotation, molecular function: RNA polymerase II cis-regulatory region sequence-specific DNA binding; DNA-binding transcription factor activity, RNA polymerase II-specific. The transcript has a single exon. Gene Ontology annotation, biological process: regulation of transcription by RNA polymerase II; brain development. The record is from RefSeq and is a predicted model, not a curated record. The coding region runs from base 971 to 2077 and encodes 368 amino acids.
CAAACCAAUAAGGGGACUCUGAUGCAGUCUUCUAGAAGUGCAAAUAUAAUUACGCAGUUCAGUUAUGUCCCAAACGAUGCAGGGAAAGGUCAUUUUGGAACUCGGGAGCGGGUCGGGAGUCCCGGGACUGCGCCUCCGCCCGCCCCGCCGGGGCUGCGCGGGUGCGGAGCUCUGCCCGCUGGGCCCGAGCGAGCCGGGGGGCUCAGCGCUCCCCCCGCUCCUCCCGCGGGGGGGUCCUGGAGACCGCACACGCCUUUCCCCCCAUUCUUUUCCUUUUUCUCACUUUUUUUUUUCUCCUUUUUUCCCGGUUUUGCCCUGCAGCCCGCCCGCCAGGCGCGCACCGGCGGCGCACCGCGCCGGCGCUGCGAACUUUGAGGAGCAUCCACCGGGAUUUACCGGCGGCGAGGCUGGGAAGCUCCUUUUUUUUUAUUAUUUGGGGCUUUUCUCAGGUUUUUUUCCUGCCGACGAGCGCGGCGGCGCCGCACGGCACGGGGCAGGCAGGGACGCGCGGCUCGGAGCAGCCGCACCGGGGGAGGAAUGGAGCGGGCGCCGCGCAGCCGGAGCGCGCCCGGGCCGCCGGGGUGGUCCCGCGGGGCUGCCGCCGGGGCGCUGCCGUUUAACCUCUGCCCGCCGCUAAUUGCUCCCCAUUUAAGCCAUGUCUCCCCCCACUCGGACCCCACCGCUCCCCGCCCGGCGCGGAAGUUAAAUGGCGGGGCCGCCUCGCGCCCGGCCCUCGGUGCCGGCGGAGUGAUUCACUUCCUGCCUCGCGCCCGCGCGGCCCCGCCUCACAAGGGCCCGCCCCGCCCCCUCGCCGCGUCCAUUGGUCGGUUCGGCCGGCGGCGCACUCCUAUUGGCCGGUGUGCGGGUGCCAGUCGUGGCGCGGCCGCUGCCGGGCCACCGUGCCGGUGGAUGUCAAAGGCUGGCGCGGCGGCGGUGGCGGCACAGUAUAACUCGUGGGGCUGCCGUGGCCAUGGCCACAGCCGCCUCCAACCCCUACGGCUUGCUGGGCGCCGGCGCGCUCACCCACGCCGAGGGCGCGGGCAUGCAGCAGGGCAGCCCGUUCCGCAGCGCGCAGAAGCUGCUGCAGAGCGAGUACCUGCAGGGCGUCCCCGGCAAUGGGCACCCGCUCGGGCAUCACUGGGUGACCAGCCUGAGCGACGGCACGCCCUGGCCCGCGGCGCUGGCGAGCGGCCCGCUGGAGCGGCCCGACGUGAAGCCGGGCCGCGAGGACCUGCAGCUGGGCGCCAUCGUCCACAACCGCUCGCCCCACGUCUCCCACCACUCGCCCCACGCUAACCACUCCAGCGCCUGGGGCGCCAGCCCGGCGCACAACGCCUCGCUGGCCGUCCCUCCUGCCGCUGCCGCCGGGCAGCCCCUGAGCGUGUACUCGCAGGGCGGGUUCGCGGUGGGCGGCAUGCUGGAGCACGGCGGGCUCACCCCGCCGCCCGCCGCCGCCGCCGGUCAGGGCUUGCACCCGGGACUGCGCGGCGAGGCCGGCGGCGAGCACGGAGAGCUGGGCGGCCACCACUGCCAGGACCACUCGGACGAGGAGACGCCGACCUCGGACGAGCUGGAGCAGUUCGCCAAGCAGUUCAAGCAGCGGCGCAUCAAGCUGGGCUUCACGCAGGCCGACGUGGGGCUGGCGCUGGGCACCCUGUACGGCAACGUCUUCUCGCAGACCACCAUCUGCCGCUUCGAGGCUCUGCAGCUGAGCUUCAAGAACAUGUGCAAGCUGAAGCCGCUGCUGAACAAGUGGCUGGAGGAAGCCGACUCCUCCACUGGCAGCCCCACGAGCAUCGACAAGAUCGCGUCGCAGGGGAGGAAGAGGAAGAAGAGGACCUCCAUCGAGGUGAGUGUCAAGGGCGUGCUGGAGACGCACUUCCUCAAGUGCCCCAAGCCGGCCGCCCAGGAGAUCUCCUCGCUGGCGGACAGCCUGCAGCUGGAGAAGGAGGUGGUGCGGGUCUGGUUCUGCAACCGGCGGCAGAAGGAGAAGCGCAUGACCCCUCCGGGCGAGCAGCCGCAGCACGACGUGUACUCGCACGGCGUGAAAACGGACACGGCCUGCCACGACCUCUGACCGCGGGCUGCGGCAACGGGACUGCUCGGCCGCGGGACUGCCCGCUGGGCUUUAACUUAUGGUUUCGGGAGACGCGGCCAGGGGUCCCCGCCCGCCGCCGACUCGGCAAUAUUUUUUUUCCUCUCUCCGACCUUUCCGCUGAUCACACACGGUGUUGGCUCGCAGACAAGGUUUGUUUUCGGUUCUCCGCUAGGACGAAGGAAAAAAACCAAAAAAAGACACAAAAAACCCCACCCCCACCGCAGAGCAAAACCCAAACAAAAAAGAAGGAAAAAAAAAAAACACCCACAAACAGGAAAAAAAGGGAAAACCCAUGGAAAAAUAGAAAAUUAAAAAAAACCAAACCAAACCAAAACAAAAAAAAAAACCCGACAGAAAAGGAAAAAAGGAAAGACGAAAGACAGAUGUGUGCCUAUGAAUAAACUUCCAGCGCCGUGGUUAUAUCAGCUGUAUUUCAGGUGAAUCUGUUUUACAAUAGACUAGUUUUGCAUUUUUAAAGACUUAUAUAGCGUUUUUAAAUGUCUGAGGUGUUUUACUACAAACUGUACACAAUAUUUGUGACCUAAUUUGUAUCGAAUUGAGCAGUCCAAACAUUUUUCCCUUCCCCAAGCACUGGCAAUGUCACCCAGUGGGGCCGGGCGGCCGCGGUCCGUCCUCACCUGCCCCCGAGGAGAUGGGGUUCCCUCCGCGCCCGCGGAGCCCCGCACCGAUGUGAAGAGCAGGCUUAUUUAUUGCAGCUUUUUUCUUCCUUUUCAAGAACUUUCCAACACCGUAAAACGGUCGGGUCACAAGCCUGACCUCCCCCCUUCUUCUCUCAAGGGAAAUAUAUAUAAAAAUAAUUAUUUCUUCGAGAUUUACCCGAAAUUAAGCAUCACAACCAAACCCGUGGCAUUUGCCAGUCUUUUUCUUUCCGAAGUUCAGUUGGACUUUUUGAUCAGCGCCAGACUGAGAGGUCUGUAGUAAAACACCUUUA